Volvox carteri f. nagariensis is the source of this 2064-nucleotide messenger RNA. RefSeq lists its product as uncharacterized. NCBI's taxonomy places the organism in Eukaryota, Viridiplantae, Chlorophyta, Chlorophyceae, Chlamydomonadales, Volvocaceae. The record is from RefSeq and is a predicted model, not a curated record. Gene Ontology annotation, biological process: regulation of DNA-templated transcription. The coding region runs from base 1 to 2064 and encodes 687 amino acids. The transcript has 6 exons. Gene Ontology annotation, molecular function: DNA-binding transcription factor activity.
AUGUCGAAUCCAGGCAAGACAUACUUUUUUGAGGCAGCCGGUCUCAAGCCAGGAAAUCUUGCACAAGUAAACAUCUAUUACCCCAGAACCUUGAGUAUUACUGCGAUAGAUUCAAAGUUGGUCAUGGAAGGGCCGAAACGUACGGCGAAUAACUGUCAUCGUAUCAAGAUCUUGCGUUUUGUGCCUCUGCCAGACUGGGAGUUCUUAGCAACGCGCCACACGAUUUCCUUUACGCCAUUGCCAAAUUUUGAGACACCGAAACCGCUGCGACCAUUGUUGUCAGCCUGCCAAACUGCCGCCGCAUUGAAAGCUGUUGCACCCUGUGCUGCGGAAGCGGCAGCCUCCUCAGCAGCCCCGGUGCCCGACGGCGGAACGGAGGACAUCGGUCUCGGCAAGGGGGCGGGGCCGGGGCUAAGGGCGCUAAAUAGCAGAGCAGAGGUACUGCCGAAGGCUUUGGUCGCCAGCACUACUGAGGCUGAGGCUGCAGCCGGAGCCGUAGCAACCGCCGCUGCCACAGUAGCAGCUGCAGCGAAUGGUGGUGAUACCGGGGUCGUCAUUGACCGAUUAGCAGCCGGUCGACCACUUGCGCCAGUCGGCCAGCAGUUUGUCGACAGUGGUUCCCACGUGCAUCGCGACUGCCGAGUUACGCAAGUUGACAUGUACGGCAGUACGGCAGCUGCGGGACCCACUGAAUCAGGCCCAUGUCCUGCGCCACCUCUGCCACCGUCGCCACUGCAUCGCUUCGAAGAGAUCGAAGGCCUGGGGGCUGCUGGGAUACAGAGCCGCACCAAUGGCGCGAGCAGCGGCCUGAUGGCCUCCAGCAGUCUCGCCCACGAGGCCAAGGCCGCAACCUCGGGGGCGGCAACGGAGUGGGGUUUCUUUCCCCCCCCUACGGAACCUCAUGUGUUCGACUCUCACCAACUGGGCCCCUUGCCGCCAGCCGCUUCUGUCACAUCUCCGCCAGCUCUGCCGCUACCCCCCCCAGCAGGCUUAAUGGGCGGGCUGUACUUCCAUCCUUACCAGCCGCAACCGCCCAGCCAUUUCCUCACCUUGCUCCCACCAGCGGCCUCAGCUGCAACAUCCCAAAUUCCAGUCCAGGCCCGUGUUGAGCCGGAGGAGCAGGUGCUGAUGCCGGUGCCCUUUAACCCGCCGACGACGACGACGGCCGAGGUGUUGCUGCGGUUGCGCGAGGCGCUUCUAUCGUCUGCUGGGGCCAACUUCGUCUCUGCUGCCCCCUUUCCACAGCAGCCGACUGCCGUCCUACCCGCCGCUGGGGGGCUGGUGGCUGGUGGCGUCACUUGUGCCGCAUUGGCAGGCGACACCUGCGUCGGAGGCGCUGCGGACCGUGGCGUUGGUGAUGACAGCCAUAUGUCCGAGGAGGAUGAACGCGCACUGCCAGCAGAAUGCCCUCAGCAGUACUGUCCUUUGCAGCCAUGGCAGCGGCAACCCCAGCUACAACCGGGGCAGCAGCAAGCUCACCCACACCCUCACGCUCAUAUAGAAUCGGCUCCUGCUGCUCCUGCUGCUCCUGCUGCUGUCGCUGUGUCAUUAGGCCCAGCAGCCCCAUCGGCUCCGGAGCCCAGCGGAGAGGGCCCCCGAAGAGGGCAGGCCUCUCAGGCCACGACGGUCAAACGGCGGUCUGCGGGAGGUGGGGCAGCUCCAGCAGCUGCUGGGGGCUGUCGGCAUGACGCUGGUGGCAGCACUGGUGCUGAAGGUUGUGGUGGAAAUGUGGCUGAUGUUGCCGGCGACGGCGGAGGCACUGGCGGCCGUCGGGCCCAGCGGCGCGGAGAGGCUUCCGAGGGACCAUUCAAGUACAUCGUACAGGUGGGCGACAAAUGGCGAGCCCAGGUCGGGCACCAAGAGAGCGGUGUGCAGCGCAAGUACUACUCGGGCUAUGUACGCAGCGCCGCCCAGGCAGCCCGAGACGCUGACAGACUGCUGUACAAGCUCCGAGGUCCCCACUUUCCGCUCAACUUUCCGCUGUCGGAGUCCGAGCGCAGGAGCCUUGACGCCUUAUCGCUACAGGUGCUCGGCUGGUGCGGGGGCGUGACGAAGCGAAACUAG